This is a messenger RNA of Symbiodinium sp. CCMP2592, 1140 nucleotides long. Lineage: Eukaryota; Dinophyceae; Suessiales; Symbiodiniaceae. The record is from the annotation of a GenBank genome assembly.
AUGUGCAGCUCAGCAAUCACUGCCAACAAGUUCCAGCCACAUCAGUACAGCCAGCUGGAGAAUGUCGUGGAGCAGGUGCUUCUGGCGGCCAUGCGCCUUGGGGAGACCUGCAUCGUGACCAACGCAGAUGAGAAGUGGGUCACCGAGAGCGCACGGCGCUACAUGCCACGCGUGCUUCCAAUACUGUCGCGCAUGUCCAUCGUGUCAGCACGGCAGCGAUUUGCGCGCACCUGGCCUGGUGAUCAUUUUGCUUGGAAGCGGGAGGCUUUUCGCCAGGUCUUGACGUCCUGGCAGCCGACAGCGCUGGCUUGCGGGGGCAUGCGCCUGAUUGUCAUCGGCGACGCGGAGUGCGAGAUGCGAGCCGCAGACACCGCAAGCGUGGGCAUGGCCUCGCCAACGGCCGUCAAGAAGGUCAAGUUUAAAGAGGUCCCCACCGUGGAGGAUCUCCUCGACCAGCUGACGAAGCUGAAUCAGGUGCUCCAAGGUGCAGAUCCUCCUUUGCCCACGCUGCUGCAGUCCAGGGCAUCGGAGGCAUUCCCGCUGACCACUGCUGCGCUUCUGCGCUUGAAAGCUCGUAAAGCAGCUGCGCUGGAGCCCCUUGCUGUGGGGAAAGGUGGAACCCCGUUGGGCUCCGCGAGCUCCUCGCAGGCAUGCGGGCAGCCUGGAUCAGGUGCGAUGCUGCCGCCAACCGGCUCCGUGGAGCCGCCGUAUGGAGCCCCAAAGCUUGCCCCCCAAGGCACCUUGUCGCAGCCCCCACCGCACGGUUCCAUUGCACGCCGAAGCCUGCCACCACAAGUCUCGAUGGCACCACGAUCCAUCACGACUCAAGCCUCCAUAGCUCCACGGACUCCACAACGCCUACCCCCACAAGGGUUCAUCCAGCCGUGCCCGCAGCGCUUGCCGCCACAAGGUCGCCUAGCCCCACGCCUUCCACCGCAAAGAUCCAUGCCAAGGCAGCUGCCGCCCCAAGGCUACAUGCCCAUGGCCCCUCAGAUCCUGGCCCUUGCCAUCGCCCUGCAACGGCCACCACAAGGCUCCGUGGCCUUGCCAAUCGCCUUGCCCUGUGUUUCAUCUUUGCCGGGCGUCCGCAAUGUUUCCGGCCCUGUGGCGCUCACUCGGCCGAUGCCCGGAGCACGUUGA